AUGGUAGAUCUACCGGCGACAGCGGGAUUCCUGACAGAAGAAGAGCGGAUGUUUGUGUUGGAUUCGCAGAAACAAGGCUCGCCUCUUGGAGAAGAGGAGCACUUUGAGACGAGGCAUGUUUGGGCUGCAUUGUCCGAUUGGCAGCUCUACACGUUUGUUGGCAUGAGCUUCGCGUUUGUGUGCUCCUUAUAUGGGAUCACUUUCUUCUCCCCGUUCGGCUACUCUCCCGCCAUUACCCAGUUGCUCUCCAUCCCCCCUUAUGUCCUCGCGACGAUCGUGAUCAAUGUCUUUUCCUACUAUGCCGACAAGCACAGUAUCCGCUCUCCCUUCGUUCUGGCGUCCCUUCUGAUAGGCCUCAUCGGCUAUGCCAUCAACUUCAUGAACGUCCGUGUUUCGGUCAAGUAUUUUGGGAUCUUCUUGUGCGUUACUGGGAGUUAUGCGGGUGUCCCUGGUGUUGCUGCUUGGCAAGCAAACAACUAUUCAGGUCACUAUAAACGCGGAUUGUCGAUGGCGCUGGUUCUGUCGCUUGCGAAUGUGGGUGGGUUGGUGUCGCCUAUGGUUUUUAGGAAGCAGGAUAGCCCGCGGUUCUUGCCUGGAUUCGGAUUCGAACUCAUCGUAAUCUCACUCGGGAUCGUCUCAGGCCUUAUUGCGGUCGUGGGAUACAGACUCAUCAAUGCACGAAGAUACAAAUUGGCGGAAAAACAGGGUUUGGCGGGUGACGGGGUUGAUCUGGUUUUAGACGCCGAGAUUAUUCGGGAGGAGAGGAAGUUGGGGGACAAGGCGGUCAGUUUUAGGUAUACGAUCUAG
Coprinopsis cinerea okayama7#130 is the source of this 807-nucleotide messenger RNA. RefSeq lists its product as hypothetical. Gene Ontology annotation, molecular function: transmembrane transporter activity. Bases 1 to 807 code for a protein of 268 amino acids. The record is from RefSeq and is a predicted model, not a curated record. NCBI's taxonomy places the organism in Eukaryota, Fungi, Basidiomycota, Agaricomycetes, Agaricales, Psathyrellaceae. The transcript has 8 exons. Gene Ontology annotation, cellular component: membrane.